Vicia villosa (hairy vetch) is the source of this 1176-nucleotide messenger RNA. RefSeq lists its product as uncharacterized. The transcript has 8 exons. Lineage: Eukaryota; Viridiplantae; Streptophyta; Magnoliopsida; Fabales; Fabaceae. Bases 1 to 1176 code for a protein of 391 amino acids. The record is from RefSeq and is a predicted model, not a curated record.
AUGAUUCAAGUCAUUGUCCCUACUUAUUUGGUUUCCAAAUUCAAGUCUGAAAUUGCAUCUGGUAGCUCUUAUAUCAUGCAAAAUUUCAAAGUUAGGAAAAAUGAUUUCUCUUUUAAGUCAACCAAUCAUUCUUACAAAUUUGUUUUCUGUGGAUCAACUUCUGUUAAGAAAACAGACCUUUCUAACAUCCCUGUUUGCUUCCUUAACAUUCUUGGAUUGGAUUCCAUAGUUGAAGGAAGGUUUCAGUCUAAUGUUUUAGUUGAUAUUAUUGGAGGAGUUACUGAGAUCUCUCAAUCACAAGUAAAUGGUGACAACAACAAGAACAGGGUUGUUUUUACAAUUGUUAAUAGCAACAAAUUUGUUGUACAAUGUACUCUGUGGGGACAACUUGUGGUUCAGCUAUAUGAAUAUUAUAAGAAUAAUAACGAAGAUUCCAACAUUGUGAUUGUACUAAUAAAUGCAAGGGUUAAAGAGGCUCAAAGAGGGUUUCCUGUGAGUGUUUCCAACACCUGGAACGGAACAAAGUUGUUGAUUAAUGACCUUCGUUUUGAUGAAGUUAAGAAUCUAAAAGAAAGACUUGGUGUUGAUUUUCCGUUGUUAUCAUCUUCAAGCCUGCAAGUUGAAGCAACACAAAACUCAUACUAUUCUGACUAUGACAAAUUUGUUUGGAAAGAGAUAACAUGUGUGACUGUUGCUACUCUAGAUAAAUUUGAAGAUGGGAAGAUGGGCUGGUAUAAGCUUGGAGUAUUGACUGUUGACGGUAAAGCCAAAGCGAAGUUCAUCUUUUGGAACAACGAGUGUGUGAAGUUAAUUGGAAAGUUUGCUCUUCAAAUGAAAAUGGAUUUGGUAGAGGGAGGUGAUUAUGAUCCACUCGAAUUUCCUUACGGACUUGACUCAAUACUGAAGAAGGAAUUGGCAAUUAGAGCUGUAUUUCAGUCUAAGAAUGGCCGACUUUCUGUCAUUGGCUUCAAAGAUGAUGAAGAUUCCCGUACGAAAAUUAAGGACAGUUUCAAAUUUGAGGAGGAACCCUUAUCUGCAUCUGCAGAAUACGACCCGUCAAUUAAAAAUUUUGGGCUGACUCCGUCUAAAAGGUCUCUAACUGAUGCAAUGGAAGAUGUUGGUAGUGUCCAACAAUCAUCAACCAAGUUGACCAAAGAUGUUAAAAAGGAGAAAUAA